Agrilus planipennis (emerald ash borer) is the source of this 1269-nucleotide messenger RNA. It is a transcript of the gene Wnt6, whose product is annotated as protein Wnt-6. Lineage: Eukaryota; Metazoa; Arthropoda; Insecta; Coleoptera; Buprestidae. Bases 47 to 1111 code for a protein of 354 amino acids. The transcript is spliced from 4 exons. Gene Ontology annotation, molecular function: cytokine activity; frizzled binding. Gene Ontology annotation, biological process: canonical Wnt signaling pathway; neuron differentiation; multicellular organism development. Gene Ontology annotation, cellular component: extracellular region. The record is from RefSeq and is a predicted model, not a curated record.
AUCGCUUCAGUCAUGGGGCUCGUCUAGGUGCAGUGAGUGCGCGGUCAUGCACGCCGUGCUCGUGCCAGUCUACCUCCUCCUCGUCACCCCCAUCACUGGAUCCUGGUGGGCAGCAGGUAGUUUGGUUGUAAUGGACCCAUAUCAGAUUUGUAAGAAGACGAGAAGAUUGAAAGGAAAGCUGGGUGACAUUUGCAGAAACGAGCCGGCACUUCUUAAACAGAUAGCAAACGGUGUGGCAAUGGGGCAGAAGGAGUGUCAGUAUCAGUUCCGAUAUCGGCGAUGGAAUUGCACAACAACAAGAAGAAGUAUGCGAAAGGUAUUGUUAAGAGAUACAAGAGAGACAGGGUUUGUUAACGCCAUCACGGCAGCAGGGGUGACAUUUGCAAUUACGAAAGCGUGCACGAUGGGAGAUCUUGUCGAGUGUUCCUGUGACAAAAAUAUGAAGAAAAUGAAAAAACUUAAGAAGGGAGAAAAAAUGAAAAAUUUAAAAAACGUUCCAGUUCCCGAGGGAGAUUGGGAGUGGGGAGGCUGUGGUGAUAAUAUUAAUUUUGGUAUAAGGAAAUCGCGGGAUUUUAUGGAUACGAGGUAUAAGAAGAGGAGUGACAUGAAAACGCUAGUGAAAUUGCAUAACUACGCCGCUGGUCGGUUGGCAAUAAAAAAUCACAUGCGGCCAGAAUGUAAAUGUCACGGCUUGUCGGGUUCUUGUACUUUGCGAACCUGUUGGCGUAAAAUGCCGUCGUUUCGAGAGGUGGGAAACCGGCUUAAGGAGCGAUUCGAUGGGGCGGCGAAGGUGAUCGCAGGUAACGACGGUCACAGCUUCAUUCCCGAAGGUGAAACGAUCAAGCCACCGGGUAAAGUCGACUUGGUUUAUUCGGAAGAGUCGCCUAAAUUUUGCACGCCCAACAGUACCCUGGGCUCGCUCGGUACUCAGGGUAGGCUUUGCAACGCGACGUCGUUGGGCGAAGAGGGUUGCGAUAUUUUGUGUUGCGGCCGUGGCUACAACACUAAAGACAUUGUUGAGGAGAAGAAUUGCUUUUGUAAAUUCCACUGGUGUUGUGAGGUCAAGUGUCAAACCUGUAAAGUGAAACGCACUGUGAGCACGUGUCUUUAGCGUAUAAUGAACGAAAUGUAAAUGUUAUAAUAAGAUGAUGUAAGAUAAACUUGUAUAUAUAGUUGUUAACAAGUUCGGAGCUAUAUUUUUACAUAAUUUUCGUAAUUUACACGAUUGUUAUUUAUGAGCCUCUCACGACGAUUUGUAUUUAUACUAAU